This is a messenger RNA of Miscanthus lutarioriparius, 2952 nucleotides long. NCBI's taxonomy places the organism in Eukaryota, Viridiplantae, Streptophyta, Magnoliopsida, Poales, Poaceae. The record is from the annotation of a GenBank genome assembly.
AUGGCCGCGGAGACGGCGGGGGACAUGGUGUGGGCGCGGGUGCUUGAGGAUGGCGUGUUCCGGUUCGACGCGUCGGAGGCGGCGCGUGCCGCGGCGGGGCCCAGCCUCUCGUUCGCGGACCCGCGGCGGCGGGAGGCGCCGCGGAACGGGGCGGACACGCCCGCCGUGGUCCCGGCGUUCGAGGUCGCAGCGGAGGGAGCCCAGAAGGUCGUGAUAAAGCUUCCUCCUGGGACAUCUUUCUAUGGUACUGGAGAAGCGAGUGGCCCACUUGAACGGACUGGGAAACGAGUUUUCACAUGGAACACAGAUGCAUGGGGUUUCGGGCCAGGAACCACGUCAUUGUACCAGUCACACCCUUGGGUUUUGGCCGUCCUCCCUGAUGGAAAAGCAUUGGGUGUCCUUGCUGAUACCUCUCGGCGUUGUGAGAUUGAUUUGAGACAAGAAUCAACUAUAAAGUUCUCUGCCUCAUCUGCCUACCCUCUCAUCAUUUUUGGGCCAUUUAAUACUCCAGCUGAUGUUAUGACAUCUUUGUCGCAUGCAAUCGGUACUGUGUCCAUGCCACCAAAAUGGUCACUUGGCUAUCAUCAAUGCCGUUGGAGCUAUGAUUCUUCUGAGAAAGUACUCAAGAUUGUUAGAACAUUUAGGGAGAAAGGCAUUCCUUGCGAUGUUGUCUGGAUGGAUAUUGACUAUAUGGAUGGUUUUAGGUGCUUCACGUUUGAUAGUAUCCGAUUCCCUGAUCCAAAAUCAAUGGUGGACGAUCUCCAUUCCAUUGGUUGCAAAGCAAUCUGGAUGCUUGACCCAGGGAUCAAGAAAGAGGAGGGUUACUUUGUUUAUGAUAGUGGCUCAAAAAGCGAUGUUUGGAUUCAAAAGGCAGAUGGCAGCCCGUUCGUUGGGGAGGUGUGGCCUGGUGAUUGUGUUUUCCCUGAUUAUACAUCUGAAAAAACACGAGCUUGGUGGGCUAGUUUGGUAAAGGACUUCAUCUCUAAUGGUGUUGAUGGAAUAUGGAAUGAUAUGAAUGAACCUGCUGUUUUCAACACUACCACGAAGACAAUGCCUGAAAGCAAUAUCCAUAGGGGAGAUGCUGAUAUUGGUGGUGUUCAAAAUCAUCCAUACUAUCACAAUGUCUACGGAAUGCUAAUGGCGAGAUCUACCUAUAAAGGAAUGGAAAUGGGCAAUGCAGUUAAACGGCCAUUUGUUCUUACACGAGCUGGUUUUAUAGGAAGCCAGCGUUAUGCUGCAACAUGGACUGGUGAUAAUCUUUCAAAUUGGGAGCAUCUGCACAUGAGUCUACCAAUGGUUCUUCAGUUGGGUCUCAGUGGUCAACCAUUGUCAGGUCCUGAUAUUGGUGGUUUUGCUGGAAAUGCUACUCCAAAACUUUUUGGAAGAUGGAUGGGUGUGGGUGCAUUGUUUCCAUUUUCACGUGGCCAUACAGAAACUGGAAGCAUUGACCACGAGCCAUGGUCCUUUGGUGAAGAGUGUGAGGAAGUCUGUCGCCUUGCGCUACUAAGACGGUACCGGCUACUGCCACAUAUCUACACUCUUUUUUACCACUCACAUACAAAGGGUAUUCCAGUUGCUGCUCCAGUUUUCUUUGCUGAUCCACAAGACCCUGAACUGAGGAAAGUUGAGACUUCCUUUCUCCUCGGACCACUCUUAGUCUGUGCAAGCACUUUACCUAAUAAAGGAGCUCAUGAAUGUGCACAUAAGUUACCAAAGGGCAUAUGGUUGCCUUUUGAUUUUGCGGAUUCACACCCUGAUCUGCCGGUGCUGUAUCUACAAGGUGGAGCAAUUCUUCCUGUAGGUCUUCCUAUUAAGUAUGUUGGUGAAGCAAGUUUGGAGGAUGAUCUGUCACUAAUUAUCGCAUUGAAUGAAAAUGGUAAAGCUGAAGGUGUCCUCUUUGAAGAUGCUGGAGAUGGAUAUGCAUUCACACAAGGAGACUUUCUUUUGACAUAUUAUAUUGCUGAACUCCACUCAUCGGUGGUUACUGUCAAAGUCUUAAAAUCGGAAGGGUCAUGGAAGAGACCAAAACGAAAUCUAAAAAUAAAUAUAUUGCUUGGUGGAGGUGCUAUGAUAAGUACAGAUGGUGUUGAUGGUGAAGAAAUACACCUUACAAUGCCUUCUGAAUCUGAAGUGUCAAGCUUAGUCGCAACUAGCGAAUUUGAGCACAAGAAACGAAUGGAGAUGAUUCAGCCUAUACCUGAUAUAGAGGAGCCAUCGGGGCAGGAAGGUGCUGAGCUAUCAAAAAUACCUGUUGAUUUGAAAAGUGGAGACUGGUUCCUUAAGAUUGUUCCAUGGAUUGGAGGCCGUAUUAUCUCAAUGGCCCAUCUUCCUUCUGAUUCCCAGUGGCUUCACAGCAGGAUUGAGAUAAAUGGUUAUGAAGAAUACAGUGGGACUGAAUAUAGGUCUGCUGGUUGCACAGAAGAGUACAAAGUCAUCAGGAGGUAUCUUGAACAAUCUGGAGAGGAGGAAUCUAUUUGUAUGGAAGGAGACAUUGGUGGUGGUCUGGUUCUCCAGCGCCAGAUAUCUAUUUUGAAGGACAACCCAAAGAUUGUUCAGAUCGACUCCAGCAUUCAGGCAAGAAGUGUAGGAGCUGGUUCUGGUGGGUUUUCAAGGUUGGUCUGUUUACGAGUUCAUCCUACAUUCACCCUGCUGCACCCAACUGAGGUAGUGGUUGCUUUCACGGCCAUCAAUGGUUCAAAGCAAGAGAUCUCCCUGGAGGCAGGAGAAAUAACAUUCGAGGGAGACCUCAGACCCAACGGGGAAUGGAUGCUAGUGGACAAGUGUGUCGGGCUGAGCUUGGUGAAUCGGUUUAAUCCCAGGGAGGUUAGCAAAUGCUUUGUGCACUGGGGAACUGGUGAUUUGAAUAUGGAGCUCUGGUCAGAGGAAAGACCAGUGUCCAACGAGACGCCAUUGAGGAUUUGCCACCAGUAUGAGGUGCGGCAAACAAGCUAA